CCCCAUCCAGCCUGGACACAUUGAAGGAGCCAUUUUCUAGUUCAUUCAGCAAGACAUGGUGAUGAACCCUGGCUCUGUGUCUUCAUGACUGAAGAACCCUUUUGCACAACACGAAGCACUCCAGAAGAGUGACUGAAAUGUGCGGCUCGGGGUGUCGUUCCUGAAGGGGGGAGUCUUUCUCUUGGAGAAGAGUCCUCAAUGAGCCUGGCCGAGGCCCCGGAUCUGUGUGAAGUGGACUAAGGAUUAAGUAGGAUGUCAACUGAGACAGAACUUCAAGUAGCUGUGAAAACCAGCGCCAAGAAAGACUCCAGAAAGAAAGGUCAGGAUCGCAGUGAAGCCACUUUGAUAAAGAGGUUUAAAGGUGAAGGGGUCCGGUACAAAGCCAAACUUAUCGGGAUCGAUGAAGUUUCUGCAGCUCGGGGAGACAAGUUAUGUCAAGACUCCAUGAUGAAACUCAAGGGCGUUGUUGCUGGCGCUCGUUCCAAAGGGGAACACAAACAGAAAAUCUUUUUAACCAUCUCCUUUGGAGGAAUCAAAAUCUUUGAUGAGAAGACAGGGGCUCUCCAGCAUCAUCAUGCUGUGCACGAAAUCUCCUACAUUGCAAAGGACAUCACAGAUCACCGGGCCUUUGGAUACGUGUGUGGGAAGGAAGGGAAUCACAGAUUUGUGGCCAUAAAAACAGCCCAGGCGGCUGAACCUGUGAUUCUGGACUUGAGAGAUCUCUUUCAACUCAUUUACGAAUUGAAGCAAAGAGAAGAAUUGGAAAAAAAGGCACAAAAGGAUAAGCAGUGUGAACAAGCCGUGUACCAGGUUCCCACCAGCCAAAAGAAGGAAGGUGUUUAUGAUGUGCCAAAAAGUCAACCUGUAAGUAACAGCCAUCCGUUUGAGGAUUUUGAAGAACGGUUUGCUGCAGCCAUCCCGAACAGAAACCUGCCCGUGGACUUGGAUGAGAUUUUUGAGGCAACAAAGGCUGUGACCCAAUUAGAACUUUUUGGGGACAUGUCCACCCCUCCUGAUAUAACCUCUCCCCCCACUCCUGCAACUCCAGGUGAUGCCUUUAUCCCAUCUUCAUCUCAGACACUUCCGGCGAGUGCAGAUGUGUUUGGUUCUGUACCUUUCGGCACUGCUGCUGUACCCUCAGGUUAUGUGGCAAUGGGCGCCGUCCUCCCCUCGUUCUGGGGCCAACAGCCCCUCGUGCAGCAGCAGCUCGCCAUGGGUGCUCAGCCACCAGUCGCUCAGGUGAUGCCGGGGGCUCAGCCCAUCGCAUGGGGCCAGCCGGGUCUCUUUCCUGCAACCCAGCAGCCCUGGCCUGCUGUGGCCGGGCAGUUUCCGCCAGCCGCCUUCAUGCCCACACAAACUGUUAUGCCUUUGCCAGCUGCCAUGUUCCAAGGUCCCCUCACCCCCCUCGCCACCGUCCCAGGCACGAGUGACUCCACCAGGUCAAGUCCACAGACCGACAAGCCCAGGCAGAAAAUGGGGAAGGAAAUGUUCAAGGAUUUCCAGAUGGUCCAGCCUCCGCCCGUGCCCUCCCGCAAACCUGACCAGCCCUCCCUCACCUGUACCUCAGAGGCCUUCUCCAGUUACUUCAACAAAGUCGGGGUGGCGCAGGAUACGGACGACUGUGAUGACUUUGACAUCUCCCAGUUGAAUUUGACCCCCGUGACUUCUACCACACCAUCGACCAACUCACCUCCAACCCCUGCCCCUAGACAGAGCUCUCCAUCCAAAUCCUCUGCAUCCCACGCCAGUGAUCCUACCACCGACGACAUCUUUGAAGAGGGCUUUGAAAGCCCCAGCAAAAGUGAAGAGCAAGAAGCUCCUGAUGGGUCACAGGCCUCAUCCAGCAGCGAUCCAUUUGGGGAACCCAGUGCUGAGCCCAGUGGCGACACUCUAAGUCCACAGGCCGGUAGCUAGAAAGCGUGGGUCUGGGCACGGGAGCAGCUCUAUGGGCAGAUCCACAGACCUGAGAAAUAGCAUUGACGCACGCUCGCGGUGGGUACUUCGAGACUGGCAUGGAAAUCAGCAUCGCAACAUGCUCUCUUGGAUUCUUUCCCCUCGCCUCAUCCCACAAAGGAAUUCACGAUGGCCCACUGGACCUUGUUCAGAAGAGGGAACUCAGCGUUUUGGGCAACCAAUGGCAGAUAUUUGUGGCAGCACAAAAAAAUUAACAAAACCCACAAAAAUAUAAAAAAACACACCCAACAUUAAAUCACAACUCAAGCAAAUGCUUACCUGACAAAGAUUCUGAGCUCUCUUAGCUGGUUUUUGCUGGCUCAGUCUAUGAAAUCCUAAUUCUUUCCUUCUUUCUCUGUUGACCACUGUAGACUGUAGAGACAUCAGAUUUGAAGUGACGGGCAUCAGUGAGCUAUACCUGGGUCAUACUGACUUCUUUUAGUUAAAAACAAGGGGUCCUCUGUGACCAUAAUAUCAUCAUCCAUAUGCCUUCCAACACAGGAUUUUUUUUUUUCAUCUCCGUAGGGCCGGGUCUGCCAUUCCCCCACCCCCACCCCAACUGUUCAUUCUUUAUUACAUUUGAAAAUUAAUGGGUGUACAAAUUUUUGUAUUGCUUUUGACUUUUUUUAAGAUGAGGGUGAAGAAAUCUAACUGGGAAUUAAAACGCCUCAUGUGAAAUGAAUUAACUUGAAAUCACAAGACAAAUAUGUGGUUGAUGAUGCAUUAUGAUCAGGAAUGUGGCCAAAACAGCCCUUUCUCUAUUCCUCAUCCUGAUGAAGAACGAUGGCUUUCAGUUUGAACCUUCAUCCUGGGAAUAGGAAAGGACGCCGAAUCCCAUUUGAUGACCAAGACGAAAAAUGCAUCUGAUUUCCUAAGAAGCUCUGAACUCAUAAGUACAAUAAAAUGAUAUUUUUUAUUUUCCUGAUACCUUGCUGCCAUGAUGCUAUGCAGACAAGUGUCUUCUCCAUGUGCCAUUUUCAAAGAAAAGUCAUUUGCCAAAUACUUCUGGUACAAUUCUGCUAAUGUGGUUUUUGGAUCUUACAAACCAACCUUCUCACGGAACAAUGGUGACGUAACUAUUCAGAAUAACAAACUGACUCUGUGUCAAAAUGGUUCAUCUCUAUCUCUUUUUGUACAUCAGAAAAUUCAAAUGGGAUUUUUAUUUUAUAACUUGAAAAAAAAAAAACCUUACCAUUAAACUCUUGAAAUAUUUAAGGGAAAUGGCUUUAAGGAGUUCUAAUGAAAAAAAUGUCAGUUUUUUUGUAAAUAUAAAUGUUAAUGAAAAUGCUUUUUAAUAAUGCCAUUACACUGUAGAGAAGGUAGCAGACUGAGUGCAAGGUGUGACAAACUUGAUGGAUGGGGCUCACAUUCUGGAUGUUGUUCUGGAGUAUAUGGUAGGAAGCUGGAGUUCAGGGACAGUUUGCAGGCGCUGUUGGCCAAUCAGUAGCUAAGUGAGCAGGCAAGGAGCACGUGACUCCAUAAUCUAGCCUUUCCACGAGAGUACCACUCUAUGUGUGAAACAAGAAAAAGACAAUUCACACUUUGAAGGCCUGACCUUCAGAAUCUCAAACUCUCUCACUUCUUCACUCCCACCUACCCCCAUAUAAAUCACUGGACUGUUUGGACAUGAAACAGAAGAGUUUAAGCCUCCUUUUUUUACAUUUAUGAGACAAACAAGUGCAGUGUUUGGUUUGUGUGUUUAGCACAUGAUUUUCAUAAAGAAUCUAUAUAUUUUUGCCCUACAGAUAAUUGUUAUACAGGUCAAAUGUGUUUUCCUGAUGUUCCUAUGCAGUUGCAGUAUGUUGAAUUUAGUGGUUUAACACUAAGAAGAAAAUUUUGAAGAAUUGUGAUUAAUUGGAUCUGGGGAAGGGGAGUAAUUAUUGCUUGGUUUUAAAAUUUGAGAAGUAGCAUUUACAUUGAUAUGAUUGAUUUAAAUGGGCCUGUAUGUUUUGUUUCUCAUAUCAAUAGACACUAGAGUGAUUCGGAAGACUGACUUUAAAAUGAUGGUACACUUGAACAGAAAGAGAAAAGUGAUCCUUCAAGGUGAUUGUUAGCAUUUCGUGCCCACGUUUCUACAACCAGGCCACUAGAAUCCAGUUUUUUUCCAGUUAGAUCAACUGACCAAAUGGCCAUUAGAGAAUAUGUGUAAAUGUCCUCCUGAUGGGAAAGGUCCCAAGAACCAGAAAAGCCGGAAGGGCUACUUACUGCCCUCUGUGGCUACCACCAGUAAUGACUGCAGGAAUGUGUGUGCAUUCGGUGAUUGGGUCACCCUUUCACAGGAAGGGGGAAAUGGGAAAGGCAUGAUAACCAGGAGAGUCUUCCUGAAACAAGUUCAGUUGUGUUUGCUGGGGAUUUGAUAAGAUAGGCAGUUCCCUUGGGGAGAUGGCUGAGAUUGCUGUGUUGUCCAUGAUUCUGAUUCUAUACAGUGGUGCUAUCUUCUCCCUCACUAUGGCUGUCUGAGUUUGUCUUGCAGUAUCACACCAUCAUACCUACUCUUUGGGUUGCUCCUGACACAUUCCGAGCAAACUGUGGCUGAUGUUGCUGUUGCAGGUACUGUUUGGAGGGAACGUCAUAGCAGAAGGUGACAGUUCAGUGGACUUGGCAUCAUUCACUGGGCACGAUUGAAAACCCAACUGGCUCUGAACUCAAAGACAAUGCCCACAUGAUCCACUAAAGUGAGAGAAAUGAAGUCAAGGUUUUAAGCUGCCAUUUGUAUUCUCUUAGGCAGAAUUCUGAUUUUUUUUUCCCAAACGUUGUUUGGUGAGCCCAACACCACCAUAUCCAAUCCCAGGAAUCUGGUGGAACUUCCAAACUAGAGCUGAGGUAUGCAUACCAAAAGAGCAUGGGGAGUCUGCACAGUUCUGGGUAGAUCAGUAGAAAAAUCCAUGUGUACAACUGUUAAUUCCUCAUCCUUCACUGGCACUAAAUUUGUCACUUUAAAUUUUGAAACCAGGGAAACGCCACCUGUCAUUCUGUCCCAUCCCCCAUAGCUCUUCGCUCUCUACAUGCCGCAAGACUUUUUUGAUAGCUCGUCCUCAUCCCAGUGUCCAUUGAAACCCAUCAUGUAAUGUACUGGGCACCUUCUUUUAAAGAAAAAUGUUUACUCUGUGGGUUUGGUUCAUUUCAAUUUCCGCGUUCUGACACAUAUUUUUUUAAUAAAGAUGAGAAAGAGAAAAUGACUUGCAGUACAUUUCUAGACCUACUUUAACUUUACCUCAGAUGACAGUUUGUUAACAUAUAUGGACACAUUAUUUUUAACUUUAUGUACAACACAUUCAACAGAACAGCAAAAUUUUUAGAAAUUUUCCAUUAAU
Lepus europaeus (European hare) is the source of this 5267-nucleotide messenger RNA. It is a transcript of the gene DAB1, whose product is annotated as DAB adaptor protein 1. The record is from RefSeq and is a predicted model, not a curated record. Bases 253 to 1914 code for a protein of 553 amino acids. Lineage: Eukaryota; Metazoa; Chordata; Mammalia; Lagomorpha; Leporidae. The transcript is spliced from 16 exons. Gene Ontology annotation, biological process: ventral spinal cord development; lateral motor column neuron migration.